CCUGCAUCCAUUCAACAAAAUUAGCCUCGCCUGACCUGCCCCUCAUCUCGAUCCUUGGGACCUCUUUAUAACUCCCGGGUAUCGAACAGAUCAGCUGCCUAGGUAUUUUGCCUCCAUUUGCACCUCGGUCUCGCUCCUGCCGUACUUUCGACUUUUCAAGUCGUCAUCGCACGCAUUUCACCUGCUACCAUUCUCGCUCCCCCGCUCUUCUUCCUGCUUUUGUUGGCUGGGUUCGGCUUUCAUUUGCCCCGCCAUUAUCCGCCAUCUCACCCGACCCCUCGAGCUAGUCGAAUCCGCAGUUCCUUUUUUCCUCGUUGCUCUCCGGCCCUCGCCUCUCUCAUUCUCGCAAAGGUGACGGCGUUCUGCAGUACAUAGCAUAGUCAAUAAAACGAAGUUGCUCGCAGCCCGCUGCGCAUCAUUAUCCGCCCGACCAGAGGCUCCAAAGCAUAUCAGUUUAUACUGCCUUGCUGACCGCCGCCACAUUCCCCAACUGUACAUAACAUCUCUGGCUGGGCUAUACAGAGCACAGCUGUAUCGUGCCAUCCGAGCGUUGAGUCGACGACGGGCUUUCUGAAAGCCUAAUUCUACCCUGAAUCAUGGCCGCCGUAUACACACAGAUGCAGCCGCAAGAGGAGCUGGUAGCGCUCUUCUCUCGCAAUCUCACCUUGGACCCUCUGUCUCAGCCAACGGCCGCACCUGCACCUGCACCUGCACCUGCACCAGCGCCCGCACCCGUGCCGGUCCAAGAGGCCCAGAAAGAGCGCAAGAUCGUUUACAUCUCGCAACACUACACCCACUCUGCCCACAUAGCAAGGCAGGAGGCCGCGAAAGAGAAGUCCCAGCCACCACGGCCCGCUUCCGAGCCGCCCCAGAGCGAGCACGCAGCCGUCGAGCAGGUCUUAAGAGAGCAUAGUGUAGACACCUCGGGUCUCUCGUCAGCCCAGUUCCAGUUGUUCAAGAGGGUCGACACACCAGAGAAACUCCGUCUCAUCGAGCUCUGGCGCACCUGCCCCCCGGUCAACAGCACCGACAACCCAACGCUUAACUGGAGCAUGACAUCCGUCGCACAGGAGGAGGCUCUCGCGCGGCUGCGGUUCGAGCGGCAGCAGCAGCGGCUCAUCGACCAGCAGCUCCAGCAAGAUUGCGGCAUGAUGCAAGACGAGUCCGAAACCGAACCGGAAACGGUCAUGUCCCUCGACGGCACGCCUCUGACUCCGAUCCAGGCCGGUGACGGCCGCUGGAUCGCGACUGCGUCCUACCACUACAUGGAGCCUUACAUGGCGUCGGGAUACGAGGAGUUGGCUCGCCGUGAGUACGAAGAGUCCGCGCGUAGGGCGUAUGCUGAAGCUGUGUCACCACCAUCAAAGGAGACCAAUUCGCUCGCGCCUGCUGCCCCAGCCGGCACUGGGGGUAUGCCGAGUUUUAACCCCGCGCACGCCGAUCCCGUAUACAAGACGACCGACUUGGGUGUCGGCGUAGACUGGGCUCGAGAGGCGGCUAUGGCUGAUCAGUAUGGGCGCGUCAUGGCCAUGAGGGAGGAUGAGGAGAUGUUGUGAUUACGGUCUUCCCUUUGCUGGUUGUUCUUAUAACGGCUAGGGAGCUGUAUGUCGGCAGAAUACGCACGUCUUAUGGGAUGGAUGCAUGUUGUACUAUGCUUUUUCUCCCCCAUGUCUGCUAGCGUGACAGUAUGACUUGAAGUACGGAAAUACUACAGGGUCUCAACCGC
Messenger RNA from Thermothelomyces thermophilus ATCC 42464, 1726 nucleotides. RefSeq lists its product as uncharacterized. NCBI's taxonomy places the organism in Eukaryota, Fungi, Ascomycota, Sordariomycetes, Sordariales, Chaetomiaceae. The record is from RefSeq and is a predicted model, not a curated record. The transcript has 2 exons. Bases 597 to 1556 code for a protein of 319 amino acids.